Symbiodinium natans is the source of this 318-nucleotide messenger RNA. The record is from the annotation of a GenBank genome assembly. Lineage: Eukaryota; Dinophyceae; Suessiales; Symbiodiniaceae.
AUGAGCGAGCCAUCGACGACAGCCGCUUCUUUACAGGCAUCUGCGUGCAAUGGACAAAGCGCCAAGAUGGUGGACCUGAAGCAUCUUGCCGUGCCUGCCCAGGGCGUGCAGAUUAUCACUGAGCUCACCACCCAGAACCCUUCCAACGCCGUGUGGGGCCACGCCACUUUGAAGGCUCCCCAGAAGAAUCAUCUCGGGGCUGAGAGCUCUUCGCUGUCCCCUUCGCUAUUGUGGGAGGCUGAGUGCAGUGCACCGGGAAGCAAGGAAGAGGACUCCAUUUUAAUCCCAGUCAUUGAUUCAUGUAAUGUAGGUGCGUAG